GCCAUUUCUUCCAGAAUUCCAUUACGAUCCAGCUUCAACUUUCAAAUUCAACACCCCUUCACUUUUAUAUUAAUAUUCCUUAUUCAAAUCAAUGAGAGUAUCAGUCCCGUUCCAGCUACCUCUAUGGUAUCUUCCACCGCCAGAGCCUCGGACCGACGAGAGAAUGGCAUGCUUUGUCUCGACUGACGGAUCCCAACCAGACACAUUGAUCGAAGCUGGCGGCUAUAUCUUCGCAGUCCAUUUUAGCAAAAUCGCAGACCUGGUGCAAAAUCUGAGUCGACAUGCUCCCAACCCCCUAGAUCACCAGGACCCAGCUCUACAUCGCUUCCGGUUUGUUGCAAAGAAGGACCUUGCCAAUCCAUCCAGCAGGCAUCUUGGUAUCGUCGAUACCAACAUAGCAAAUGCUAGUCCAACGGGUUUGGAUCCUCCAACCCAACAGGAGGUACAUUGCCUCGAGAUGUGGCUACGGGCUGCGUAUAGACUCGUCGUGCCGAUUCAAUCGCUGGAAAAUCUCCGGAAUUUGUAUGACCUAGCAGCCCAGUUUUCCUGUCCUUCAUGGAUGGGCCCAUAUCUCGAUUGGCUUUUACCCAACAUCGUGUGUAGUGAGUUUUGGCUUGAUAUGCGGGAUCCGGGUCUUAGCUUGAGUUAUCUUAAGAUAGCGGAGGACACAAAGUCGAGGCUGCUUUAUCACGAUGCUCUCACCAUGCUCAGCACUGAGUUUGACGUCUAUGACUCGCAGAAAGAGGAUCAUUUCUCAAUGUAUCUCGAUAGUCGUACCAUUUCUUUGGCCAAGGCGGUUUCUCAACGGCGGGCGAAAUGUGUUGCAGAGGCGAAGAGACGGCUCGGUAUGAUUCGCAGUGAUUUGUCUUGGUGGCUAGCACAACAUCGUUCAAAAGGCGAGUGUGAGGUGGAGAUAGCAGUGCGAGAGUUGACAGUCUUGCGCGACAUGCCUGUCAACUGUCAGAGCCCUGCAACACCGAAACCAAUGGCGGAGAUCGUGUUUCUUUCCGAUAUUAUAGGUGUACUGAAUCGCUUCAAAGCAUACUGGCUGCAGGGAUUGGAGGGAGAGUCUGUUAUGAACAUGGUAAACAAUUUCUGCAAGUUCGCCAAAAGAAUGCAGCGAAACGGAAUGAAGCUCGACCGUUAUGGCAAAUUGUUUAUAAUCACGACCGAGUUGUAUGAAAAGGACAUCGACUUUAUUCUUGGACCACAAACACAGCGACAGUAUGUAGCUAGCUAGAUUAGACUCUUAAUAGGAUCAUGGUUAAAGCCAGUCUAAUAACCCAGUUGAUAAUCAGUUUGGGAAAAUCU
Molecule: messenger RNA, 1311 nt
Organism: Aspergillus versicolor CBS 583.65
Lineage: Eukaryota; Fungi; Ascomycota; Eurotiomycetes; Eurotiales; Aspergillaceae
Exons: 1
Coding region: 92-1240 (382 amino acids)
Source: RefSeq, a predicted model, not a curated record